This is a messenger RNA of Pangasianodon hypophthalmus (striped catfish), 6294 nucleotides long. RefSeq names its product cadherin 8 (gene cdh8). The coding region runs from base 687 to 3077 and encodes 796 amino acids. The record is from RefSeq and is a predicted model, not a curated record. Gene Ontology annotation, molecular function: calcium ion binding; cadherin binding. The transcript has 13 exons. Gene Ontology annotation, biological process: adherens junction organization; homophilic cell-cell adhesion; cell-cell junction assembly. Lineage: Eukaryota; Metazoa; Chordata; Actinopteri; Siluriformes; Pangasiidae. Gene Ontology annotation, cellular component: axon terminus; adherens junction; plasma membrane.
CCCACCUCACACACUCCUCCUCCUCCUCCUCCUCCUCUUGCACACACACACACACACAACCAACACAUGCACACACUCGCGCGCUCAGCUCGCAGCAGCCUGCCGGAGCUCCUGACACGUGCACACACAUCUCUAGCAGUCCGCACUCCUCCGUUAUCCUGCUUCAUUCUCUCUUCCCCCAAACACACACACACACAGGCACACAUACACACACAGUCUCUCUCCCUCUCUCUCUCUCUCUCACACACACACACACACACACACAAACAGAAAGCGAUGAGGCUUUAUUUCUGAACCAGCCCUCGACAGAGGAGACGUCGCAGCCGGAUCGGAUCCACACAACAUCGCCAGAGCUCUCAUUUUGAACCUCCUCACCUCUGAGGAACAGUCGUUGGAUUCCUACACUUUCAAUCCUCACUCCAGCCUUGAUUUGCACAGCGUCUCGGAUAAUAAGACGCUGCGUUGUUGAGAAACAUCCAACCUCUCUACUCUCUCCAUUCUGCAUCAUGCUUUAAGAGACUGACGCUCGAUGGAUUACGUUUUUUUCCCCGCUCAGGAGGCAAACCUCAGCUUUUCCAUGACACCAUGAACCCGAGCUUCGGGAUACGAGGACGGAAAGAGUAACGAGGUGGAAGAACUGGAGUAAGAACAAGAAAGGAGAGAGGUAGAAAAGCCGGACUGUGAAGAUGCCGAAACGGAGAGAGGAGAUGCAGAGAGACGUGUGGACUCGGAUCUUGCUGGCGUGGAUUACCUGUGUAUGCUUCGGCUCCUCAGCGCCGUUUGUUAACCAGUCGCAAAGUUUAGAAACAAGGCCGAGUUCAGAAAGUGAGACUUCCAAGCCGGAAGGACGACGCGUCCUCCAUCGGGCCAAAAGAGGAUGGGUUUGGAAUCAAAUGUUCGUGCUGGAGGAAUUCUCUGGACCCGAUCCGAUCCUCGUUGGCAGGCUCCACACGGAUCUAGACGUGGGGAAUAAGAACAUCAGGUACGUUCUGGCCGGAGAAGGAGCAGGAACCAUCUUCGCCAUCAAUGAGCUGACAGGCGACAUCCACGCCAUGAAGAGGCUGGACCGCGAGGAGAAGGCGGAGUACACGCUCACGGCGCAGGUCAUCAACCGAGACACCAACGAGCCCCUGGAGCCUCCGUCAGAGUUCAUCAUCAAAGUGCAGGACAUCAACGACAAUCCGCCGCAGUUCAUCGAGGGGCCGUACCAGGGCUCGGUGCCCGAAAUGUCCCCCGUCGGAACCUCGGUGACGCGGGUCACAGCCACGGACGCCGACGAUCCGGUGUACGGAAACAGCGCCAAACUGGUGUACAGCAUUUUGGAAGGACAGCCGUAUUUCUCCAUUGAUCAAAACACCGCAAUCAUUAAAGUCGCCCUGGCCGGGAUGGAUCGAGAGAUGAGGGAGGAUUAUCUGGUGGUCAUUCAGGCUAAAGACAUGGGAGGUCACAUGGGGGGAUUAUCCGGGACCACCACGGUCACCGUCACGCUGACGGACGUUAACGACAACCCGCCCAAAUUUUCAAAAGGCUCGUACGAGUUCACCAUCGCCGAAGACCUCGGCAUCGGAAAACCCGGCGGACGAGUGAAAGCCAACGACCGGGACAUCGGAGAAAACGCAAAAUCGACGUACAGCAUCAUAGCAGGAGACGAGAAGGACGUGUUCGAGAUCGUGACUGACUCUCAGACUCAAGAGGGAAUCCUCACUCUGAAAAAGGCUCUGGACUUCGAGAGUAAAUACUUUUACAACCUGACAGUGGUGGCGACCAACAUUCGGCCUUCAGCAACCGGAGCCCCGUUUAUGGACCAAACGACCAUCAAAAUCAUCGUAGAGGACGCAGACGAGCCUCCCGUCUUUACAAAGUCCACUUAUGUGUUUGAAGUGCAUGAAAACGCCGCCAUUAACACCGUCGUUGGAACCGUUACAGCCCGAGACCAGGACGCUACACGCAGCCUCAUCAGGUACUCGAUCGAUCGGCACACAGAUCUGGAGAGGCAGUUCAAUAUCCAUGUGGACGAUGGGAAGAUCACGUUAGCCAAGCCGCUGGACCGAGAGACCGAUACGUGGCACAACAUCACCGUGACGGCUACGGAAAUCCGGAACCACAGCCAGAUCUCCAGAGCGAUAGUGGCGAUCCGAGUGCUGGAUAUAAACGACAACGCUCCUGAAUUUCCCACCGAGUACGAAGCCUUUCUUUGUGAAAACGGCAAACCUGGUCAGGUGAUCCAGACCAUCAGCGCUGUGGACAGAGACAAUCCAGCUCAAGGACACACGUUCCACUACAGACUGGAGAUGCUGAACAACCCGAACUUCACCAUUAAAAACAACUUAGACAAUUCCAUCAGCAUCCUGGCGAAACACGACUCGUUCCGUCGUCAGAAACAGGAAGUGUACCUGCUGCCCAUCGUGGUGAGUGACGACGGAGAUCCGCCGAUGAGCAGCACCAACACGCUGACCAUCCGAGUGUGCGGCUGCAGUAAAGACGGCGUGGUUCAGUCGUGUAACGUCGAGGCCUUCGUCCUGCCCAUCGGCCUCAGCAUGGGGGCGCUGAUCGCAAUCCUCGCCUGCAUCAUCUUACUGCUCGUGAUCGUGGUUCUGUUCGUGACUCUGCGGCGGCACAAGAGCGAGCCGCUGAUCAUCAAAGACGAAGAGGACGUUCGCGAGAACAUCAUCACGUACGACGAUGAGGGCGGCGGUGAGGAGGACACGGAGGCGUUCGACAUCGCCACGCUGCAGAACCCUGACGGCAUCAACGGCUUCCUGCCUCGCAAAGACAUCAAACCCGAGCUGAGCUACAGCGUCCGCGCCGGACUCAGACCCGCCGCCAACGGCGUCGACAUCGACGAGUUCAUUAACGUCCGGCUCCACGAGGCUGAUAAUGACCCGACGGCACCUCCAUACGACUCCAUCCAGAUCUACGGCUAUGAAGGUCGAGGAUCUAUGGCUGGAUCUUUGAGCUCGCUGGAAACUUCUUCGUCAGAUUCGGACCAGAAUUUCGAUUAUCUCAGAGAGUGGGGUCCGCGGUUUAGAAGACUCGGAGAGCUCUACUCAGUGGGCGAGAGCGACAAAGAAACUUGAGGCAUUACUUUUUUUUCACUCUCAUGACGUUUGCAUUAUGGUGCUCGCCAGAUCACGAUUAAAACACAUCUGUUUCAAAAUGGCGGGAACUUUUUUUUUUUUUUUUGGAAAACUGUUAGAGACAAGCAUACUAGGGUUAGUCAUCUACAUCGAAGUGCGUAACGGGGCUGAACUUCACCACCACAGUGUCUGUCGUAGGAGGUCACUGAUUCUUGUGGAGUCUUUUAGAUUAAGUGUUUCUGGCUUGUCGUUUGUUCACUGUGACCACCGGAAAUGUAGGUUCUUGUUGGUCACGUAAAGAGAAAGACAAAAAAAAAGGAUUCAGUGAAGUGGAUGGACUUCUGAGGCCUCAAAAUGGCUCCACACGUCUCCUUAACAUCAUCCAGCCAAUCCGAGGAAGAAAGAAGAACCUUACAAAAUCGACUAAAAAGCAAUAUAUGGUCUACUAUGUUGAAUGUAUGUGUGUAUGUUUAAAGGUGAGAUAAGUGUACAAUAUUGGCUUUAAUAGAUCUUAGUUGAGAUAGCAUUUGAUACCGAGUGGCCGGAUUUCCUGAAAAGCCUCGCGGCUUGCUUUAUACACCCUGUUUGUAUUCGCGCUCUUAGUGUGUUUCACACUCGAACAUUAGUAGCCUAUAACAGACUGAAGACAAAAAGAGAAAUGUAGAAACAACGAGGCCUUCUUUUUACAGAAGCAAACAUUAAAUACGGUUGUAUUUAAACAUUUUUGGAAACAUCAAUCGUGUUUACUUCAUUAGCGUAGUAUGAUUUAUAAAUAUAUGAAUAUUCAUUGUCUGUUUUGUGCUGCGGGUAUAAAAAAUAUGGUGUCAUUUCGGGUUUCUCUUUUUCUGCUUUGUUUCGUUUGUCACCAGAACGCUCUUUUUAUAAACGCUAAAAUCAGAAAUACAGUACUGCAGUCCAUGCAGAGGUCACCAAUGAUCCUGUUUACACCUGGUCAUUUCAUGCCUCUUGUUUUGAGGAUCAGCGUUAUAUCUAUAUAUCAACAUAUCUAUAUAUCCAGUAAAAAUGCAGGUGUAAACGUACCUGUUCAAAAGGGAUUUAAACGAAAUUACUCAAAAUUUCAGGAGAUCUGAGAUACCUUUUAAUCAGAUAUUAUAUAAGAGCAAACGCAUCUGUGCAUAAAAGACACAUUGGGCCUUGAAAAAAAACCCUCAAUAUAACCUGUCAUGACUGACACCCUGUACAAUAUAACAUAAAUGAAACACCUUCUGAUGCAUCAAAAACAACACCUCUUUCAGUAUGUUAGGUCAGAACUGUAACUGCUACCAGUGCAAUACGUCAUGACUGAAAGCUGUCCCAAUAUAUUACUCAUUACAUCAUAACUGAAACCCAACAACACAUUACAUCAUAACUGAAACCCCUCCUCAAUCAUUAUGUCAUGACUGAAACCCCUCCUUAAACAUUACAUCAUGACUGAAACCCCUCCUUAAACAUUACGUCAUGACUGAAACUCCUCCUUACACAUUACAUCAUGACUGAAACCCCUCCUUAGACAUUACGUCAUGACUGAAACCCCUCCUUAAACAUUACAUCAUGACUGAAACUCCUCCUUAAACAUUACAUCAUGACUGAAACUCCUCCUUAAACAUUACAUCAUGACUGAAACCCCUCCUUACACAUUACAUCAUGACUGAAACUCCUCCUCAAACAUUACAUCAUGACUGAAACCCCUCCUUAGACAUUACGUCAUGACUGAAACCCCUCCUCAAACAUUACAUCAUGACUGAAACCCCUCCUUAAACAUUACGUCAUGACUGAAACCCCUCCUUAAACAUUACAUCAUGACUGAAACUCCUCCUUAAUCAUUACGUCAUGACUGAAACUCCUCCUUAAACAUUACGUCAUGACUGAAACUCCUCCUUAAACAUUACGUCAUGACUGAAACUCCUCCUUACACAUUACAUCAUGACUGAAACUGCUCCUUAAACAUUACGUCAUAAUUGACACCUUUUGCAAUAUCUUAGGUCAUAACUGAAACAUUUUCGAUACAGUAUGUCAUGACUGAAACCAGAUCAAUAUAUCUUAUGAUGACUGAAACCCCUCCUAGUACAUUAUGUCAUAACUGACACCACUUCCAGUGAUUAUAAUCACUGAAACUAGAUACAGUACGGAAACCCUGAUCAAUACGUCUUGUCAUGACUGAAACCCUUCCUUAUACAUUACAUCAUAACUGACACUUCUUCUACCUGUGUAUUACAUCAUGACUGAAACCCUUCCUUAUACAUUACAUCAUAACUGACACUUCUUCUACCUGUGUAUUACAUCAUGACUGAAACCCUUCCUUAUACAUUACAUCAUAACUGAAACCGCUUCCUGAUAUUUAAGUCAUAACCGACACGUUUUCUGAUAUAUUAUGUCUGAACUGAACUGAGACAUGUCUUAAUGUGUCAUAAUUGAAACUUGGAAUUAUUCGAUUACAUUAUAAAAUCCCUCCUGCUAUAUUAGGUCAUCACUGUAAUCCUUCCUGAUACAAGCUAGCUAGUUUUACAGAACGGUUUUCUACUUACUACAUACUUUUAAAAACACUAUUAUAAACCUACGUUUCAGGACAGUUCACUCUGGUACAUGAGAACGUCGGCCAGGGGAUUCCGUAUGACCUUCGUGUUGGCAGCGUGUCAGACGUGACCGUGACAAUCCAGCUACAAAACGCGUGAAGCGAUCAGGUGUAAACGGCAUCCACGUCGCUGACUGUGAGUCCACGGAGAAGAGAUACUGUGUGUAUAUAUGAAUAUACUGUAUACAGAGUACCAGUGAUCAUUUCAAGCACAAACCCCCCCCCGGAGUGUCCAGCGGAUCUGUGUGUAACCCGCCGGUCAUGUAGAACCCAUAAUUCAUAAACUGCAGACGUGUGUGUAAUGUUCCACGCUGUAUGAUAGUAGAGAAACAGGAAAAAAAUAGAUGUGUACAUAGUCACUGCUGACAUUCUUUAGCUUUCUUUGAGGACAUUUUGUUUAUGCACGUUAGCUUUUGCACAUGGAGAUCUCCGAAUGGCACUACAGCUGCGUGCGUUUGUACCGAUCCUCUAUAUGGCAGUUUUCAGUAGAACCCACACGAUAGACUUACAUGCAGAUCAUAUUUUCUACUGUGCUUUAAUGCUUAUAUACUUGUAUGUUGAAUUAUUUACUCUGCGUAUUGUAAUCUAAGAUACCCAUGUAUUGUUUCCUACUUUGUGAAAUAUAUUUUUAUAAAUAUUCAUGUG